UAACGGACAUAGCUGCUACUUCGCUUUCUAUUUGUUCUCCGUCGUCGUUGACCCCUCUGAUACAAAAAUAAAGUUUAUCUAUAAUAUUUACUUAAAUACUUAGCAUUCACCCGUAUCAAUGGUGUUUUAAUAAGUACAUAAAUAAAAAAAGCUUGAAAGAUGCUUGUGAGACAUAUCACCCGUACAUUAUGGAAUACAUUAAAAGUGGAGAAGAGGUUUUUAGCCUCAAAGCCUACAAAGCCUGAAGCAGAAGUUGAGGAUAAUAUUGAACCUGUCCAGGCAGAUGCAUUAGACAGGGAUAUUUGUCUGCUGGUUGAUGAGAAGGAUAACUUCAUAGGAACUGCUACAAAACGAGACUGUCACAAAGUUGGUCCUGAUGGCAGUGUACCGUUACACAGAGCCUUCAGUGUAUUUUUAUUUAAUAAAAGAGGUGACAUACUCUUGCAGAGAAGAUCAAGUCAGAAAGUAACAUAUCCAGAGUAUUAUACAAAUGCAUGUUGUAGUCACCCUCUUUACAUAGACAACCAACCUGAAGAUGUGAUUACAGCUGCUAGACGUAGGCUCAACCAUGAAUUGGGUAUUCCUCUCGAUAAGAUGGACCCAGAAAUGUUUACAUUUCUAACUCGUGUGCACUACCACGACCCAGGCGACGGCAUGUGGGGUGAACACGAAAUCGACCACAUCCUGUUCUUCCAAGCUGAUGUGAAGGUCAAGCCCAACUCUGAUGAAAUCUCAGAGUACUGCUUCGUGCCAAAAAGUGAAUUUAAUGCGUACAUUCCGACACUUGAAGGGCCAAUAACACCAUGGUUUAACAUGAUUCGUCGUCAUAGACUCAAAUUAUGGUGGGACAACCUUCAUCGUAUCAAGGAGCUAGCCGAACCGGAUAAGAUACAAAAAUUCUUAAACGAGAAAUGAUUCACCAUUACUUAUAUAAAAUAUUAUAAUUUAAAUUAUUAUCAUUGUUGUAUGACUAAGGUUAACGAUAUGUAUCUAGAAUUUACUAAAUUAUAUUAUAUUUAAAGAUGUAAAAUUAUUUAUCCAAAAAAAUAAUAACUGUGCUUAUUUUAUCCACAUUUAAGCAUUUUGUAUCACUGCGUAGUUAAAAUACAAAUUUUAUAUUAAGUCAAAUUACCUAUAUAAAAUAAGUAUAAAAUUGUUUUGUUUGCAUAUCUCGAUUUGGGUUCAUCAUUAUUUUUACUCAAGUUGACAGAACUAAAGGUGUUUAAAUGUCAAAAAAUAUGCGUCAAACUAAAAUGAAAAAAUAACAAUUAUACCUUUUCAGUUCCAACUCGUUCAUCAAUAGGUCAUUUGAUCGCUACUACAUGACAGGAAUACAAGUAAUUCUUUCCAAUAUGUGGAUGGAAUAAAAUAGCAAGUUUUUUAGUCCUUUCAAAUUGUAUACGACCAAUCAUUAAAACUAUCGCAUUAUUAAAUAAAAACAUUCAACUUAAAUACAAAUAAAUGAAACAGCAUUUAGGCUACGCCGUUUUAAUUUUAUAAUUUUGUAGAAUAUUAUUUAAAUAUUUUCCCUUGGAUAUUUAAUAUGAUUUUAGUAUUUAAAUUAUAUUUUUAUCUGUAACAUUUUACAUUACUUUAGUAUGGUUUUGUAUUGUAUGUAUAAUUAAUGGUGCUUGAAUGAUUAUAAAUUUAAAAUUAA
Nymphalis io (European peacock) is the source of this 1657-nucleotide messenger RNA. It is a transcript of the gene Idi, whose product is annotated as isopentenyl-diphosphate Delta-isomerase 1. Gene Ontology annotation, molecular function: isopentenyl-diphosphate delta-isomerase activity. The coding region runs from base 160 to 915 and encodes 251 amino acids. NCBI's taxonomy places the organism in Eukaryota, Metazoa, Arthropoda, Insecta, Lepidoptera, Nymphalidae. The record is from RefSeq and is a predicted model, not a curated record. The transcript has 6 exons. Gene Ontology annotation, cellular component: cytoplasm. Gene Ontology annotation, biological process: isoprenoid biosynthetic process; isopentenyl diphosphate biosynthetic process.